CAGCCGCAGUCCAAGUCAUAUGAUCUCCAUUCUCCAACGACUUCUGCAACCAUGUUAGCACUCCAAUCUUUCAUUGCAGACCAAAAUUCCAAGCUAAUAUAUCAAAAGUCCACUCCGUAAUUCGUGGAAUCAUAUAUACAACUUGGACCAACUGUUUUUCUGAAGAGUAAAGACUACAUAAUCAAAGUCCAGUCAUGUCUUCUCAUUCUACAGCUACUAGUCACCAAAGGCAUAGGAUCUUGUUUCCUCUGCUCAUCAUCUACUUGCUACUCAAUCUCUACUAUCUAGUUGAAGCUGAAGAUGAAAAAAGUGUCACCAACAUUGGAGCAAUCAUUGAUGUUAAUUCUCGUAUCGGGAAACAACAGAAAGCUGCCAUGGAAAUUGCUGCUGAAAAGUUCAACAACCAGUCAGAAACUCAUGAGAUAGUCCUUCACUUUUGUGAUUCUGGCCGCGACCCUUUUUUGUCUGCCUAUGCUGCUGAACAUUUGAUAAAGGACGAGAAGGUGCAAGUGAUACUUGGUAUGGAGACUUGGCAGGAAGCAGUUACAGUAGCCGAUGCAGUCAAAAAUCUAUCUGGUGAUCAAGUGCCGGUCAUUUCCUUUGCAGCACCAGCCAUACAACCGCCGCUAAUACAACGCCGUUGGCCUUUCCUGAUAAGAAUGGGAAGCGAUGUUGCUGCUCAGAUGAAAUGUAUUGGAGAUGUAGUUUCAGCAUACUACUGGAAAAGGGUAGUUGUAAUUUAUGAAGACGAUGGUUAUGGUGGUGGCAUUGGGAGGUUAGCUGUUUUAUCCCAGACUCUAAGAAAUGUUGGAGCAAAGAUUGAGCAACGUAUAGUUCUCCCACGACUUUCUGAUGAGUCUGAUCCAUAUUGGGAUGAAAUUGAGGAGCAGCUUAAGUUGCCCAAUGUACAGUCUCGGGCAUUUAUAGUUCUUCAGUCAUCUUUGCCAACAGUAACUGGUCUAUUUAGAGUUGCUAAGAAGGUGGGACUUGUAGGAGCAGAUUCAGCUUGGAUCAUCACAGAGAUUAUUUCUAGUUUGCUUGACCCUCAGGGCAACCAUGAUAUGGAAGGUACUCUCGGAAUCAAGACUUAUUAUGCCACAAAUACUACUACUUAUGCCAGUUUCCGUAAUGAAUUCAGAACAAGGUAUCCAGAUGAAGAUAACUCUAAGCCAGGAAUCUAUGCUCUUCGAGCAUAUGAUAUUAUUUCAAUCAUCACACAGGCCAUAAGUAGUAACACUAAUACUAAUACUAGUCUUCAAGAUUCAGUAGAGAAAAUGUUGAGCAAUUACAACGGUUUGAGUGGGAAAAUGCAACUCAAAGGAGGUCAGGUAAUGCUGGAUAUUCCGAGAUUCAGGAUCAUAAAUAUUGUGGAUGGGAAGACAGAUAAAGAGCUAAACUUGUGGACACAAGAGUUUGGAUUUUCAAAAGACCUUGUUGAAGUAUCAGGCAAACACAGAAGUAGUGAUGAUGUUGGCAAUGUAACUUGGCCUGAGCACCUAAAACUAAAAGGGCGUUCCUCCAAAGGCUGGGCAAUGCCGACACUUGAGAAGAAAAUGAAAAUUGCGAUACCGAUUGACAACCUUGCAUUUACAAAUGUCACGGGGGAGAACACAUAUGACGGUUUCUGCAUUCAGCUUUUCAAUAUGGUGGUAGGAAAUUUGAGUUAUUCCUUGCCACAUGAAUUUCAUGAAUUCAGAGGCAAUUACAGUUACUUGAUAGAACUGGUACACAAAAAGAUUUACGAUGCUAUUGUUGGUGAUGUAACUGUAUUUGAUGAUCGUGUCGACAAAGUGGAAUUCACUCAGCCGUAUAUGGAGUCUGGUUUGGCAAUGAUUGUGCCAGAUAUAUCUUAUGAGGAGGAGACAUGGAUGUUUAUGAAACCCUUCACAUGGCAAAUGUGGGUGGUGACUGGUGCCAUCUUACUCUACACAACCUUUAUAAUAUGGUUUCUUGAGGCACCGUUCAGUCCAGAGUUCAAUGGCUCAUUUAAGAGUCAGAUUGCUUUUUCAACUUGGUUCACCUUCUCGUCUUUGUUUUUUUCUCACAGAGAAAAGGUCUACAGAAACUUGACUCGAAUACCGUUUAUAGUGUGGUUGUUUGUUGUAUUGAUCUUAAACUCAAGCUACACUGCUAAACUGUCUUCACUGCUUACCAUCCAACGACUAAGCCCGAAUGUAACAGACAUUGAGAUGUUGAGGAGAACCAACUCAUUAGUUGGUUGCGAAGCAUUCGCCAAAAGUUAUCUAGAGGAUAUUUUUCUUUUCAAUCCUGGUGCUGUUGUGGUUAUAGACAGAAGCUACAAUCCAGAAGAGAUAAGACAAAAAAAAUUGUCUGCUGUGUUUCUUGAAUUGCCAUAUGCGCGAGUAUUCAUGGACAAGCACAAGGGCUUUACUCUCACCAGUCCCACCUACAGCUAUGGAGGCUUUAGCUUUGCAUUUCAGAAAGGCUCUCCAAUAGCCAGGGAUUUCUCUAAGGUCAUUCUGGAUCUAUUGGAGAAUGAAGAAGUGAGAAAACUUGAAGAUUACUGGUUGACGCCAAACAAACGUCAAACCAAUACGACUUACGACAUGCCAGAAAGCUUAAGUCUCAAGAGCUUUUGGGGUCUCUUUGUAAUAUCUGUGGCUACUUCCACCUUCUGCUUCCUAAUAGCUCUUACCGUCUGGCUGAAGAAGUUAUAUAACUUGCUAGUGUGCUUCUCUGUCUGGUUAAAGUAAUUUGCAUUCAAUUUGUCAGAUAAAUAUAUGCGUUUCAAACUAUCAAUCGUUCACCGGAUCACAAAUUUACAACCACAACGACAGAACUCCAAGAAUCACACAACAGGAAGCAUAGCUAUUUUUUGUAGUUUU
This is a messenger RNA of Argentina anserina (silverweed cinquefoil), 2846 nucleotides long. RefSeq names its product glutamate receptor 2.7-like. The record is from RefSeq and is a predicted model, not a curated record. Lineage: Eukaryota; Viridiplantae; Streptophyta; Magnoliopsida; Rosales; Rosaceae. The coding region runs from base 195 to 2714 and encodes 839 amino acids. The transcript is spliced from 5 exons. Gene Ontology annotation, molecular function: ligand-gated monoatomic ion channel activity; signaling receptor activity. Gene Ontology annotation, cellular component: plasma membrane.